This is a messenger RNA of Lodderomyces margitis, 2943 nucleotides long. RefSeq lists its product as uncharacterized. Gene Ontology annotation, cellular component: nucleus; HIR complex. Gene Ontology annotation, molecular function: protein binding; nucleosome binding. Bases 1 to 2943 code for a protein of 980 amino acids. The transcript has a single exon. Lineage: Eukaryota; Fungi; Ascomycota; Pichiomycetes; Serinales; Debaryomycetaceae. The record is from RefSeq and is a predicted model, not a curated record. Gene Ontology annotation, biological process: DNA-templated transcription; regulation of DNA-templated transcription; chromatin remodeling.
AUGAAGUUCCUACUAUUUCCCCAAAUACUACACGAUGGUGAAGUGCAUUGUAUGGCAGCCAGCAAUGAUAGCACCGUCUUAGUGACGGGGGGCAAAGACAACAUUAUAAACUUGUGGAAUCUAGGAGAACUACUUGACGUGUCCAAGCUUCAAGAUGAUUCCAGUAGUGAAGCACGAGCGAAGAUAGAACAAGUACAGCCGAUACAGCAAAUCAAGUGUCAAGAACCAUUCAUAAAUAAUAUCAAAUGGGUACCUAACUCUUAUAACAAAUUCAUAUCCACUACAUCUUCAGGAAGUGUGUAUUUCCAUGAAAUUAGCUUUGAUGGAAAGGUUGAGAAUAGAAAAAUUUAUCCAGUGCAGGAGCAACUGUCUGACCUUGAAUCGGUUGUAGAUGUUUCUGUAUCACUAGAUGGAAGAUUAGUGGCUUGGAGUACUAGUGAUGGGAAAUUGUACGUCUAUGAUCUCCAUCGUAACACUUUCCAGGAAUUGACAUUGACUGCAAAAGAUAACUUGACCAUACAGCGAAGCAUUGCAUUCAACUGUGUUACAAAUUACCUCAUCACUAUUGGAGAUGAUACACAGAUAAAUGUUUUCCAAUACGAAUACGAUUCCAUUACCCAGUUGUAUAAAUUUCGGUUGAUUAACAAAAUAUCCAAACUAUUUGGUAAGAACCCUUUGAAUGUCAGAUACAAAAGAGUUUCAUGGUCUCCUGACGGCGAAUUGAUAUCGAUUCCUACCGCCAGCAAAAAUCAAACUUCACUUAUAUCCUUGCUUUCAAGUUCCCAAAAUUGGAACACUACUGCAAGCUUGGUGGGUCAUGAUUUAACUUGUGAAGUUGCAAAAUUUGGCCAUCAUAUCUUUUCAGAAAAUUCCAACGAGACAACUAAUUUGUACAAUGUAAUUGCUUCCGGUGGUUCUGACGGAACUAUUGCGAUUUGGAACACAUCUAAAACAUCGCCAAUUAUGGUUCUUAAACAUGUUGUUGAUGCUCAAAUAUACGACAUUGUGUGGACAAACAGCAGCAAUGUUUUAUUUUGUACCUCAAAGGGAAGCUUGGGUAUUCUUCGAUUCUAUCCCGAUGAGUUGGGAUAUGCAGUGUCAGGACUUGAGAUGAAAAGAUUGAAUGACAUUUCAAUCAAGCUGAUGAAGCCGAUGAAUUAUAGGUAUGAGUAUGAACAAGUGUCAGGUAAUAGAAAAACCUUACCGCCAAUUGAAUUUGUUGACCAAGCAACGGCCAUUAACUCAACUUCCAAUACUGAGGAGGCGCAUCGUGAGAGCAAAACGGAAGUUGCUGAUGCACAAAGGUCCUCUGGAGAAGAAAUAGGACCCACCACAAAGGGCGAAAUAACACCUGAAGUAAUUGACCCCACGGUUCCAAUGGAGGAUUCAUCAGUGACUGCAAAGAAAGAAGUAGCAAGCAAACCAUCUCCGAAGUUGGCUGCAGCGGGUAAAAAGCCCAAUUCACCUGCACCUUCUACUAUGCAACCCAACCUUAGCAAGCAAAAAGUCACCACAAAGGAUGGAAAGAGAAGAAUCCAACCAAUGUUGAUUUCAAAUAAUGGCACCAGUGCAGCCCAAGCUUCUAAAAUAGGUCAACCCGAACCCGUACCAAUAAAUGGCGAAAAAGGUGCUAUGGAAUUCGACCCACCUUCGUACUCUGUGUCUGAAGAAUUUAACAGAUCGAAGAGGACCCGUGCUGAGGAGCCAAAUGGAAAUGGUGCUGUCAAAAAGACAAAACGGGAGAUGGAACCAGUUAAAUUCAUUGGAUCUGUCAUUGUAAACCCAAAUAUUUCGUUUGCAAAGGCUCGAUUACCAACUCCCAAAAUACGAUUUGGAUUUCAACUAAAAAGUAAAGCCGGUGAUGACUUGUUCACUUUGGAUAUAAAGAAUGGGUCUGGUAACGAAGUAAAGCCAUCUAGAAUAACGUAUUUCAAAAGAGAUAAGGAGAUAUGGUGUGAUUUCGUACCUAAGUUUGUUCAAUUGGCCUGUGAAGGUUCAAAUUUUUGGGCUGUUUCCACAGCUGAUGGAGAAAUCUUGACAUAUUCGCACAUAUCAGGGAAGAAGUUGUUGCCACCACUUGUAUUGGGUGCACCAAUUUCGUUUUUGGAAAGCCAGGGCAAAUUCCUCAUGGCUGUGACUUGUGUUGGAGAGUUGAACGUUUGGAAUCUAGAAACAAAGAAAAUUGAAUUAAAAACAUCAAUUGCUGCACUUUUGGAAUUAGGAUCUAAACUUCAAGAAGGAGGACUAACUAAAUCAGAUUAUAUCACGCUAUGUGCAAUUACAUCAUUGGGUAUUCCAUUGGUUACCUGCUCCAAUGGGUCUGGGUAUCUAUACAAUAAGGAUUUAGGAAUAUGGCAAAUCAUUACUGAGUCAUGGUGGGCAUUUGGAUCGCAUUAUUGGGAUAGUGUCGACGAUGGCAAGAAUAAAAAUUUACAAUCGUUGAAUAUGUUUGAUGAGGAAGAAUCGAUAAUUCAACUAUUGGAACAAAAGACUAAUGAAGAGAUUAUCAGAAAAACACGUUCCGGUAGAGCCAAAUUGUAUAACAAGAUAUCAAAAAAUAUGAUUAUGAAGGAAGGUUACGAAAGUUUGGAGAAUACCAUAUCAAUUAGUCAUUUGGAAAAUCGGAUAUUGUGUUGUGAAUUAUUGGGUGAGAAUAGGGAUUUCCAUCAAUACUUUAGAAUUUACAUUCAGCGGAUUUGUGAAUUGGGAUACAAGGCAAAAUUGUAUGAAGUGUGUGACGAGUUAUUAGGGCCAAUCGAUGAAGAGCUGAAAGAGCUGAAAGAAGGUGAUGCAAAUUCUGAAUCAAAAUGGAACCCCAAGAUUUGUGGGAUAAACAAAAGGGAGCUCUUGAAAGAGACAAUUGAUUUAUGUUCGCAAUAUCGAGAUUCACAAAGGGUAUUGUAUCAUUUUAGUAAAAAACUUGGAUUGGUCGAUCAAGAGUAA